Messenger RNA from Prionailurus viverrinus (fishing cat), 1313 nucleotides. RefSeq names its product trafficking protein particle complex subunit 3 (gene TRAPPC3). Gene Ontology annotation, cellular component: TRAPP complex; cytosol; cis-Golgi network membrane. The record is from RefSeq and is a predicted model, not a curated record. The transcript is spliced from 5 exons. The coding region runs from base 136 to 678 and encodes 180 amino acids. Gene Ontology annotation, biological process: endoplasmic reticulum to Golgi vesicle-mediated transport; intra-Golgi vesicle-mediated transport. NCBI's taxonomy places the organism in Eukaryota, Metazoa, Chordata, Mammalia, Carnivora, Felidae.
CUGCGGUAGGCCGCGCAGGCGCGGUGAGUUGGUGCCGGUCAGUCCCGAAGGCUGAGGGGCCGCGGCUGGGUGGAGCGGUGUCCAGAGGGGUCGCCGAGCAGGUCUGUGGCGAGGCGGGGUCCGGCGGCCGGCACCAUGUCUAGGCAGGCGAACCGUGGCACCGAGAGCAAGAAAAUGAGCUCUGAGCUUUUCACCCUUACCUAUGGGGCCCUGGUCACCCAGCUAUGCAAGGACUAUGAAAAUGAUGAAGAUGUGAAUAAACAGCUGGAUAAAAUGGGCUAUAACAUUGGAGUCCGACUGAUAGAAGAUUUCUUGGCACGGUCAAAUGUUGGAAGGUGCCACGACUUUCGGGAAACUGCAGACGUCAUCGCCAAGGUGGCGUUCAAGAUGUACUUGGGCAUCACUCCAAGCAUCACCAAUUGGAGCCCAGCUGGUGACGAAUUCUCCCUCAUUUUGGAAAAUAAUCCUUUGGUGGACUUUGUGGAACUUCCUGAUAACCACUCAUCCCUUAUUUAUUCCAAUCUCUUGUGUGGGGUGUUACGGGGAGCCUUGGAAAUGGUCCAGAUGGCUGUGGAGGCCAAGUUUGUCCAGGACACCCUGAAAGGAGACGGUGUGACAGAAAUCCGGAUGAGGUUCAUCAGGCGGAUUGAGGACAAUCUCCCAGCUGGAGAGGAGUGACCAUCCCCAGGACUUCAGGGUAGCUAGCAGGAAGGAGCUGUUGUUGGAAUCAGAAGCCUCAGCUCCCUCUGCCCUCUAGAACUCAGUGACUCUUUUAACAUGGUUGUUACAUAUUUUUCUGUUUCCAUUCUCCAUGCUAAUAAAGAGCAGACUGCAAUCUAGUCCGUUGAUCCCACAAGUGUGCACAUUCAGGAGGGAAACUCUUUGCUCCCUCUCCCUUCAGAGGGGUUGGAUGCAGUCAUCUCUGGUUGGACUAGAAAGAGCUCAACUGUUUUACAUUCCUGUUUGAAUUUUCCAAAGCAAAACCCGUUUUGAUCCCAUUAAAGAGGCAAGCCUACCCCACAUCUAUUCCUGGGCCUUCAGAAAGCCAUUGGUAAAUGGCUGUAGGGAAUCCAGGGUUGUGGGACGGGGGAGGAGAGGCUGGUAGGGAUGGACAGGAAUUACUAGUCAUGGUGUGACACACUCUAGUGCUUGCCAGGAAAGGGGAGCCAUGCUGGAAACACUGACUUCUGGGAAGCCACCCAGGUCUCAUUCCUCCCUGCUGUUUGGAGGCAACAUCUCCUCUUUUUACAGAGGGUCCAUCCUUUUUUCUUACAAAUUCUUCAAUAAAGACACAUUCUUGAGUGAAAUCUUAA